Molecule: messenger RNA, 1120 nt
Organism: Hordeum vulgare subsp. vulgare (domesticated barley)
Lineage: Eukaryota; Viridiplantae; Streptophyta; Magnoliopsida; Poales; Poaceae
Product: ADP-ribosylation factor 1
Exons: 7
Coding region: 368-913 (181 amino acids)
Biological process (GO): vesicle-mediated transport; intracellular protein transport
Cellular component (GO): cytoplasm
Molecular function (GO): GTP binding; GTPase activity
Source: RefSeq, a predicted model, not a curated record
CCCUAUGCAGUUGGGAAUACAUAGCGCCGCAGCUUACUUCUAGCGGGACGCACAAGACGCCCGUCUGAAGCAUCGCGCCGCGGCGGCACCAUCAACCUCGCCGUAGUACCCGCGAUACCCAUACGCAUGACCAAACUGCCAUCCUUAUCAAGGAGGAUCCCCACUACCCCACCCCAUUUCCUCCCCAGCCGGUAGGCACGACUAUUAUCUCCCUGUCUGUUCCCGUUGCCACAGAGGAAUCGGUCAUCGAUUUUCUGCCGAGAUCACCGAUCCAAAGAUUGGAUCUGACAUUCGAAUUGCGUGGUUCUCGGCGGCGCUAGAUCUGCGACCGGUCAGCGUGGGGUGAUCGGAAGAGUGUAAGGGCGAGAUGGGGCUCGCGUUCGGGAAGCUCUUCAGCCGGCUCUUCGCCAAGAAGGAGAUGCGGAUCCUCAUGGUCGGUCUUGAUGCCGCCGGAAAGACUACCAUCCUUUACAAGCUUAAGCUCGGCGAGAUCGUUACCACCAUCCCAACUAUCGGGUUCAAUGUUGAAACUGUCGAGUACAAGAACAUUAGCUUCACUGUUUGGGACGUUGGCGGUCAGGACAAGAUCAGACCUCUCUGGAGGCAUUACUUCCAGAACACACAGGGUCUUAUUUUUGUUGUGGACAGCAAUGAUAGGGACCGUGUUGUUGAAGCCAGAGAUGAGCUCCACAGGAUGCUGAAUGAGGAUGAGUUGCGCGAUGCUGUGUUGCUUGUCUUUGCCAACAAGCAAGAUCUUCCAAAUGCUAUGAAUGCUGCUGAAAUUACUGAUAAGCUUGGAUUACAUUCCCUUCGCCAACGCCACUGGUAUAUCCAGAGCACAUGUGCUACAUCCGGUGAGGGUCUGUAUGAGGGCCUGGACUGGCUCUCCAAUAACAUUGCCAGCAAGGCUUGAGGCUUGGUAUUUUGACUGCAGAGCUGGCUAGGAGUUGUGGAUGUACCAUUUCAUACUUAAGACGAAUUAUUUGUUCCAAUCUAAUAUGUGCCUUUGACAAGCUCAGUAUUUUUGUAAUGAUGUCCCAGUUAAAUGUUUCCUUUCGGAUGAUCUCUCUUGUUGGUAUUUUGCAAUGAUUUCAAAUAUCAUACUCCUUUCGUUCCUAAA